CCCCGGCCCCCCCCGGCCCGCCAUGGCCCGGCUCUCGGUCAAGGAGCACCUGGACGGGAUCCUCUCCGACUUCGAAGCGCUCAAGAAGUCGUUUGAGGCAGAAGAUGGGGACGAGGCCCCGGGCUCAUUGCUGUCCCCAGGCGAGAGCCACCAGCCCCUGCAGCCCGGCCACCCGCCCCGCCUGGGCCCCGUGCCCAGCCCCGUGCUGCGGACCCGCCUCGGCACCGGCCCGGCCACCGGCAGAGCCAACGGCACCGGCGGCACCGGCAUCGCCCGCGCCGCCUCCUUCCAGAGCCGCCAGGCCUCGGCCGCGGGCCCGGGCAGCGACGGGGAGAGCCAGCGCAGCUCCUCCUCCAGCCUGGAGAGCCCCGCGCCCACCGGGCCCCCCCAGCCCCCGGGCAGCCCCCCGGUCUCCAGCCCCGGCCUGAAGAAGGUCCCGUCCCACGGCAGCGUGUUCCCGGCGGAGCUGGACCAUCCCCUCCGCGGGGCCGCCGCCAGCCACGGCUCCCUGCCGGCGCUGGACCUGCACAUCGCCGAGGAGCCGGGCCUGGGGACGCAGCCCUGGGGCACGCAGAGCUCUGCAGCGCAGCCUCGCACCCAGCAGCCUUCCUCCUCAUCCUCCUCCUCCGCGCUGCCCCCGUACGAUGGCACAGAGACGGCCCCGGGGCUGCCCCCGGCUCCCCGCGCGGUGUCCCAGCCCCAGCGCAGGGUCCCCCUCAGCCCCAGCCCGUCCCGCCGAGCCCCUGCCCAGCCCUGGGCACCGGGGGAUGCGGCUGAGGGCAGGGCAGGGGCGCUGCCAGCGCUGCCAGCCCCCCAGGCCGCCACCUUCAGGCUGGUGUCGCAGCCUCAGACGGUGCAGGUGAGCUCCCAGCCCGCCUUCCCGGGGGCGCUGGUGCUGCUGCCGGCCCCGGGCCCCCUCCCUAGCGCCGGGCAGGCGGCACCGCGGGGACCCCGCGUGGUGGCAGCGGCUCCCGGCGAGCCUGCGGACGGCGGCGGGGCAGCGGCGACGCCGGAGCACGGGAGCAGCCUGGAGCCCGAGGAGCGCAGCAUGGAGCCGCCGGCCGUGCCGGAGCAGGAGGAGGAGGAGGAGGAGGAGGAGGAGGGGGCGGUGCCCCUCUCCAUGGCGCCCGGCCCCGUGGGCUGCCAGCUCUUCGGAUACGUGGGAAUCGAAGCCGUGCUCGACCAGAUGAAAAUCAAAACCAUGAAGACAGGCUUUGAGUUCAACAUCAUGGUUGUGGGGCAGAGCGGGCUGGGGAAGUCCACGAUGGUGAACACCCUCUUCAAGUCCAAGGUGAGCCGCAAGUCCUCGCAGCCCGGCCAGGAGGAACGCAUUCCCAAAACUGUGCAGCUGCAGUCCAUCACCCACAUCAUCCAGGAGAAGGGGGUGAAGAUGAAGCUGACGGUGACCGACACGCCAGGCUUUGGGGACCAGAUCAACAAUGACAACUGCUGGGACCCCAUCAUCAAAUACAUCAACGAGCAGUACGAGAGGUACCUGCGGGAGGAGAUCCUCAUCACCCGCAAGAGGAAGAUCCCGGACACCCGAGUCCAUGGAUGUGUCUACUUUGUGCCCCCCACAGGUCACUGGCUGCGCCCGCUGGACCUGGAGUUCAUGCGGCGGCUCAGCAAGAUCGUCAACGUGGUGCCGGUGAUCGCCAAGGCCGACACGCUCACCCUGGAGGAACGGGCAGAAUUCAAGCAGAGGAUCCAGGAGGACCUGAGGACCCACGCCAUCAGCGUGUACCCGCAGGAGGACUUCGACCAGGACCCCGAGGACAGGGCACUGAACAACAGGAUUCGUGAGAAGAUUCCCUUCGCCGUGGUGGGGGCAGACCAGGAGCACCAGGUGAAUGGCAAGCGGGUGCUGGGCCGCAAGACCAAGUGGGGCAUCAUCGAAGUGGAGAACCCGGCCCACUGCGAGUUCCCCCUGCUGCAGGACCUGCUGAUCCGGUCACACCUGCAGGACCUGAAGGACAUCACCCACAACGUCCACUACGAGAGUUACCGCGUGCGGCGGCUGAACGAGAGCAACCGGCCGGGGCUGGGCCCCCUCAACGGGCUGCCCGCCAAGGGCGAGGCCAGCAGCCACCUCUGAGCCACCCUGUGCCCCCAGAGCACCGCUGCACCCAUGGCAGUGCCCACCCCUGCCCACCAUGGCUGUGCCAGGAACCUGCCUGGGGUGAAGAGCCCCCCCAGGAGUGCCCACCUGCCCUGACAUGGGUCCCUCAUCCCCAAGCUCUGCCACGGGCACAGACCCCCGGACCCUGUGUGACAUUAAAGGUUAAUCCAGAGCCUUCA
This is a messenger RNA of Melospiza melodia melodia, 2298 nucleotides long. It is a transcript of the gene SEPTIN12, whose product is annotated as septin 12. The transcript is spliced from 11 exons. The record is from RefSeq and is a predicted model, not a curated record. Gene Ontology annotation, biological process: intracellular protein localization; cytoskeleton-dependent cytokinesis. Gene Ontology annotation, cellular component: septin complex; septin ring; microtubule cytoskeleton. Gene Ontology annotation, molecular function: GTPase activity; molecular adaptor activity; GTP binding. The coding region runs from base 23 to 2095 and encodes 690 amino acids. NCBI's taxonomy places the organism in Eukaryota, Metazoa, Chordata, Aves, Passeriformes, Passerellidae.